AUGGUUAAGGUUGAAGAGGCUGGUGGAAAGUGUCUUCCCUGUGCAGUGGACAUUCGUGAUGAAGGUGCUGUAACCGAGGCAGUGCAAAAGGCUGUGAAGACAUUUGGUGGGAUCGAUAUACUCGUUAACAAUGCUAGUGCCAUAAGCUUAACAGGAACACUAGAAACACCAAUGAAAAGAUAUGACCUCAUGAAUAGUAUCAAUGCUCGAGGCACAUAUUUGUGCUCUCAAGCCUGUAUUCCAUAUCUGAAGAAUGGAAAGAACUCGCACAUCUUAAACAUUAGUCCACCUUUAAGCAUGAAACCCCUUUGGUUCAAGAGCCAUGUAGCAUACACUAUGGCCAAAUAUGGAAUGUCCAUGUGUGUCCUUGGUAUGGCAGAAGAAUUCAAGGAUGAUGGAAUUGCAGUUAAUGCCCUGUGGCCCAAAACAGCUAUUGCUACAGCUGCGAUGGAGAUGCUUGGAGGAAAAGAAGCUCUGGCUUCCAGCCGUACAGAUCAAAUCAUGGCUGAUGCUGCGUAUGUUGUAAUGACACGGGACAGUCGGGCCAGGACAGGGGAAUUUCUUAUUGAUGAGGAUGUCCUCAAGGAAGUAGGAGUGACUGACUUUGAGCAGUAUUCUUGUGUCCCAGGAAGCAAACUCAUACCAGACUUUUUCUUGGACGUCGAGGACUCGUCUGCUCAAGAGAUGAUCGGCGCACACAAGAAGAGCACGGAGAGUGCCGCUCAAGGGAGUCAGGCAGAGGGAGUUGCAGGAUUGUUCGACACGAUCAAAAGCCUUUGUAAUGAAGAACUCGUUAAGAGCGUCAAUGGAGUUUUCGAAUUUCAUUUGGAAGGGAAAGAGCCUGGAGUGUGGUAUCUUGAUCUCAAGAACAAUUCAGGAAGCAGCGGCAGUGGUUCUUAUCCGGGGGGUGGAGCUAGCUGUACCAUGACUUUGGACUCAGAUGAUUUUGUGGCGUUGUUCAAGGGUCAGUUGAAUCCAACUCAGGCAUUCAUGGCAGGAAAACUCAAGAUUAAAGGCGACAUGAUGGUGGCUAUGAAACUGGAGAAGCUCAUGGGACAGAUGAAAUCCAAACUAUAACCAACACGAGAAUGCGUGACUCCUCUCUUGUGACCUUAAGUGUCACGCAAAGUCGGAAAUCGUGAUUGCAAAAUAUUGGAAGAACUUCAGAAGAUUCUUCUUUAGGUAUAUAUAUUUUUAAGAUGAACAUACUUUCGUCUGUCGUUUAUAUUCUUUCAAAGGUGAUCUGCUAAAGUGUAAGAAUUUAAUUCAUCGCCGUGCAUUGCACAUCACUUUUCGCGUCAGUUUAUGAGAUGGUAUAGGGAAGAUAGAACUUGGUCAUUGAAAUUUUUUUGAACACAAAGAGGACGCUGAACUUGACAUGUAACGUUAGGAAACGUUAUUGUGAAAUUGGGACUUCAUUUCUAUGAAGACAAGUUAUUAAAGCUCUACUGAAAAUGGUAAUGGAAAAUUGCUGAUUAAUUACGGCU
Orbicella faveolata is the source of this 1487-nucleotide messenger RNA. RefSeq names its product hydroxysteroid dehydrogenase-like protein 2. The record is from RefSeq and is a predicted model, not a curated record. NCBI's taxonomy places the organism in Eukaryota, Metazoa, Cnidaria, Anthozoa, Scleractinia, Merulinidae. Gene Ontology annotation, cellular component: mitochondrion.